Molecule: messenger RNA, 1884 nt
Organism: Drosophila busckii
Lineage: Eukaryota; Metazoa; Arthropoda; Insecta; Diptera; Drosophilidae
Exons: 3
Coding region: 229-1806 (525 amino acids)
Biological process (GO): regulation of transcription by RNA polymerase II
Cellular component (GO): nucleus
Molecular function (GO): RNA polymerase II transcription regulatory region sequence-specific DNA binding; DNA-binding transcription factor activity, RNA polymerase II-specific
Source: RefSeq, a predicted model, not a curated record
UAAAUACAUAAGAAAAAUUUUGAUUUGUUGAUUAAAAAGGGUGGUAUUAAUCUGUAACGCCAGCCCAGUUUAGUGUUGAAAAACACAUUUGAAAUUAACCGCAUUUGUGUUUGGAAGGCGUCAGUAAUCUUUAGCGCGACUUUUUAUUAUUUUUUUUGCUUGCAAAAAUAAGAUAUUGCAUUUAAUGCAAACAAUUUGAAAACACUCUAAGUUUUUAUAUAGCAUAACAUGGAAAAUUCGCGACGUUCUGUAUGCGCUACUGAGGAUAGCGUGGCUAGCAUGUAUUUAUCCUUUGAUGAUACGCUCGCCAGCAAAUGGGAGUCUGUAGUUACAAGUCAAACCAGCCACUAUUUGGAAAUAAAUGCUACAGACAUGAACACUACACUCGAGGAUCAGAAAGUUAUAGAAAAAACUGUGUUAAAGUCCUUGAUAAAAGAUAACACUAUAACCGAUCAAGCGUCGCCCUUGCGUCCCUUUGACAUGAGUUUAUUAAACAAACACAAUGGUCUUUCCUCGACGCCAACCAAGAACAAUACAUUAAAGGACCAAGUACAAAAAGAUGUGAAUAAUACAGAUAUAGAUGAUAAGGAGAAUACACAACCAGAUGGAGAAAACUCGACAUUGUCUUCUACUAUAGACGCCACUACUUCAACUGUGAAGACCAAUACCAUGUUCCAUGAAGGCAAUUCUACAAUUGGGGAUGUUUCCACGCAGGACAACAAGAAUAAGAAUAAUGUAUAUCCGUUGUGCGCGGAUGUACUUUUAGAAAAUAUUACGGAAGUUUCAAAUGAAGAGCCUUCAAUGCAAGCCGCAUCACCAGCUAUAGUGUUGGAGGAGAAAAAGGAUGUGGACGAGAUGGUAAAUGAAGUAUCCAAUCUAAUUGCCAAGGCAUUGACACUGAAAGAAGCAGCCAAAAACCCUAAAGAGGUGCCCAAGGCUACACGUCAAUUGCCAGUAGCUAACAUGCCACGUCCACGACGUUCCUUCCUGCCCACCGUGGGCGGCACGCAAACAUUAAAACAACGCAUGUCGAUUGUGGUAAAAACUACCUUGAACAGUCCAGCGCGCAAAUUGGCUGCAAACAGUGCAGCCGCAGCGCGUCGUAGCUAUCUACCAGUAGGCAAGAUAACCCAGGGGGGCGUUGUUGGCAAUCGCAAAUCCUUAUUGCCACGUACGGCUGAAACCAAGCCCAGUUCCACUGCUGCUCCAGCUAAACCGAUCAUACCUAAGCAGCAGCCAAAGGACAGAGUUGAUGCGCCCAAGUUUAACUGCAAGUUAUGCAGCGUUAGCUUUUCUAUUAAGAGCAGCUUAGACUUGCAUAUGCGCUCACAUCAACCAAUUGAGCCGGCUAACAAAGGCGGCGCCAGAAAAAUAAGCAACUGUAAAUACUGUGACAAAAAGUUUGCGUUAGAGCGUGCGCUGCAUAUACAUCUCAUGCAAAACUGCGUCAAGAUACCACCUAAAGAAAAGCGCAAGCUGGAAUUUACAGAACUCAAUCAUCAGAAAAAAGCGCAGUUACCCAAGCUAACUGGAGUAGAGUCUUUUGGCGCCAGGCCGCGUGAGAGUUUAAUGCCCAAAAAUUUUGCUCAAAGUGAAGUUCCACCCAUGGCGCCGCCUUCAACAAAAAAGGUGAUCAAGAAAGCACACACUGGCGUUUCUCGUACACCUACCAAAACUGUGCCUUGCCAUAUUUGCAAACAAUCCUUUAAGAGCAUACUCGAGUAUACAAAUCACUGCUUGUCGGUUCAUUCGCGUAGCAAGGAGCAACAGGAGACAGCUAAAGCAUUGACUGCCCUAUUAGAGUAAAUCACUUCAGUUAAUUUAAGUUGUUUAAUAAUACAAUUCAAUCAAAUUCAGUUCAGCUUAUAUUUGCUUGUCAUAAAU